AUGAAUCCCAAGGAACAUUGCAAAGCUAUCACAUUGAGAAGUGGGAGAACAUUACAAGAACCAGAAGAAAAGCAAACACAGAAGGAAGAAACUCCUCAAAAUCAUGAGAUUCAAGAAGAGGAAGAAGAGAAACAAGCUGAGGAGAGCAAAAAAGAGGAGGAAAAGGAGAAAAAGAAACUGCCAGAACCUUACCAGCUCCAUUUACCUUUUCCUCAGAGAUUCCAGAAAGCUAUAUUGGAUAAGCAGUUUGGGAAAUUUUUAGAGGUUUUGCAGAAGCUCUACAUCAAUAUUCCUUUUAUAGAAGCAUUAUCUGAGAUGCCCUCCUAUACAAAAUAUCUAAAGGAAAUCCUUUCCAAGAAAAAGAGAAUGGAGGACUAUGAGACAGUUGCCCUAAUAGAAGAAUGUAGUGUCAUCCUACAGAGCAAGCUGCCUCCAAAAUUGAAAGCUCCUGGAAGCUUUUCCAUACCAUGCUUGAUUGGCAAUAUGAAUAUUGACAAAGUCCUCUGUGACCUUAGAGCCAACGUGAGCCUAAUGCCCUUAUCCAUAUGUGGGAGAGCUGAGACUAACUACCAUCUCCUUGUAAUUAUCAGACAGACCUGUCAAGUUUACCCAUUUAGCAUCCUAGAAAACAUACCCAUCAAGGUGGAAAAAUUUUUCAUUCUAGUAGAUUUUAUUGUCCUAGAGAUGUAG
This is a messenger RNA of Hevea brasiliensis (rubber tree), 690 nucleotides long. RefSeq lists its product as uncharacterized. Lineage: Eukaryota; Viridiplantae; Streptophyta; Magnoliopsida; Malpighiales; Euphorbiaceae. Bases 1 to 690 code for a protein of 229 amino acids. The transcript has a single exon. The record is from RefSeq and is a predicted model, not a curated record.